AGCCCCUCCCCCCUUUGCUGCAUAGCAACUACUAUCACUUCUUAUAGUGAAUGGUAUUAGGAAUGGAUGCUCCUGAUACUGAAAUCAAAGACUUUGACAAAGUGGAAGAAUCUGUGUCUGAUGUCUCAAUGCAGGCAUCUGCUUCUCAUAUUGAGGAUGUUGAUAGUGAUGAGCCGGAUGGCAAAAAGAGAUCAUUAGAAAGUGGUCAGAAUCCCUCAGCUGCAGAUGUGACGGGUGACAGUGGUGAUGAGCCAGAUGGCUCUCAAUCUCCAAAACGGAGAAAAAGAUUGCCAGAAGGUGCUCACAACCCUCCAGCCGAUGUGAUGGGUGAUGGUUAUGAUGAACCAGAUGGCCCUUUUCAUUUUCCGAAAUGGAGAAAGAGAUCGCUACUAGAAAGUGUUCAGAAUCCCCCAGUCAAUGUGACGGAUAUGGAGAAAAGCCUGAAAAUAUACAAAGAUGACCCUAAUGAAGUGGACAAGACUGGUUUUGGCUUUGGACCCAUCCACUACCUCAUUAAAAAGAAUCAUGCUAACAGAAAGGAACUACUCAUUUGUCUGGCAAUAUAUAGCAUGGCAAACCUUGACCUAACCACCACCGAGUUACGUGAAGUGACUGCACUACACCUAGCUUGCCAGGCUGGUGACCAUGUAAGUGUGGAGAUACUGAUUUCUUUGGGUGCUGACGUUAACAAGUGCGAUAAAUUUGGGAGAACCCCAUUGGAUUACGCACAACAACACAUCACUCAUCCUUCAGUAGAAGACAUGGCCGUACAAAUGAGACAUCUGGAUCGAGGAGAAACAGUUAUUGUAGCAGGAAAGAAUGCCAAGAUUUCCGGGCUAGAUGAGACCACAGAGAUAACCAGAUCACAAGCUGUGUCAAUGAAUGUCGUUAACGUUGUUGAUCAACCGAGGAAUUCCAAAAUAUUGCAAAUGCUGAAAGAGGUGGGAGCAGUUUCCGGGGAUGAUUUGCAGAAGAAAUAUCGAUAUUCUAGACCCCCAAAACAAGCAAACGUCGACUGUAGAUCAUGGAAGAGAAUGGAAGAUGAAGUAAAUGCCAUACUCAAGAUUGACACACCAACCCCAGAGGAUGCAAUGAAGGCUGUACAGCUCCUCAAAGAUCAAGGGAAGUAUCGAAAAGUUUGCGGCAGCAGAAUUUUGUGUUUGGAUGGAGGAGGAAUUCGAGGUCUGGUUCAGAUGUGCAUCUUGCAAGAGAUUGAGCGACGUACGGGAAAGUGUGUGACGGAGCUAUUCGAUUGGAUAGUUGGCACAUCAACAGGUGGCAUCAUUGCGCUAGCUCUGACCUAUGGGAUGUCAGGUCCCAGUUACAAGUCCCUUUUGGAAAUUCGUAACAAUUAUUGGCAGAAGAAAGACGACAUUUUCGGGAGUAGUACAGAUGGACUACUCGGGUUCUUUGGGAAAGGCAACACUAAAGAGUUGGAGUCUGUCGUAAAGCAGUGGUUGGGAGAUAAAGUCAGGCUAAAUGAUGUGGAAAAACCACGUGUUUUGAUUCCCGCUGUUCAGAAAAGUGAGACUGAUUUAAAACUCCACUUCUUCAAUAACUGCUUUGACAACGACUACAGUAAAGAACUUGUAUGGAAGGUUGCUCGGUACACGUCAGCUGCUCCGUUCUAUUUCACUGAAUUUGAAAAUUACAUUGAUGGUGGACUCCUGGCUAACAACCCUUCCUCCGAAGCUCUCACUGAAAUCCAACGCCAUUUUCGGGAGAAGGGUCAGAAGUUGCCAAUAUCCUUUGUACUGUCUAUUGGCUCAGGGACUAAUCCUCCUAAAGAAAUUGGGAAAAUCAAUGUCCAAAAGAGUACUCUCAAUCCAAGGACAUGGAUGAACUUCUUUGAUGUUGUCGGAUCAGCGCUUCUCAACAAAGGUGCUGAUGAGAACUGUCGGAGUCGUUGUGAGGAGCAGGGUAUCAGUUACUUCAGGUUCAACCCACAACUAGACGAUGCCGUUGACUCUGGCCAAAAAGAUGAGACAAAACUACUCAAGAUGCUCUACAAGACACGAGUCUAUUUGGCAACUCAGAAAAAACAGAUGGACAAUUUAAUUGAGCUAUUAGAACAAUCUGCACUUGACUCUCUGAUCCAUUGAAUGAAUAUACGUAGCAUCUAUAGCUAUGUUGUUUUGCUGACUUUUGUGCGAGUCUCAUUUUUGCCACGAAGUAUUUAGAAUUGUUUUUGUUGAAGAGAUAAAAUUAUGGAAGACAUUGGCUUAAUUUCAACCUUAA
Halichondria panicea is the source of this 2238-nucleotide messenger RNA. RefSeq names its product 85/88 kDa calcium-independent phospholipase A2-like. Gene Ontology annotation, cellular component: mitochondrion. Lineage: Eukaryota; Metazoa; Porifera; Demospongiae; Suberitida; Halichondriidae. The coding region runs from base 51 to 2102 and encodes 683 amino acids. Gene Ontology annotation, biological process: positive regulation of ceramide biosynthetic process; lipid metabolic process. Gene Ontology annotation, molecular function: protein binding. The record is from RefSeq and is a predicted model, not a curated record. The transcript has 10 exons.